This is a messenger RNA of Callithrix jacchus (white-tufted-ear marmoset), 4291 nucleotides long. RefSeq names its product AT-rich interaction domain 3B (gene ARID3B). Gene Ontology annotation, biological process: regulation of transcription by RNA polymerase II. Gene Ontology annotation, cellular component: nucleus. Gene Ontology annotation, molecular function: DNA binding. The record is from RefSeq and is a predicted model, not a curated record. NCBI's taxonomy places the organism in Eukaryota, Metazoa, Chordata, Mammalia, Primates, Cebidae.
CCCCCGCCCCUGGCCGGCGGUUCGGCCCCGCGGCGCCGCUUCCGGUGCGGGCCCCGCCCCGGCUGUGGCCCCCGGCUGCGGAGGAGUCCGAGACGCUGCUGCCGCGCCGGGGCUUGAGCGGCCGCCUCCUCCGCCGCCCGAAAACCCGGAGCGCCCCGCACAGGUUUAGACCCAGUGUGCCUGGUGGGCUGUGCCCAGGUUCAGAGUCAUGCCACUCUGUGGGUGAAGCUUGAGGCAGUAAUGGAGCCACUUCAGCAGCAGCAGCAGCAGCAGCAGCAGCAACAGAAGCAGCCUCACCUGGCUCCUCUGCAGAUGGAUGCCAGAGAGAAGCAGGGCCAGCAGAUGAGAGAAGCCCAGUUCUUGUAUGCCCAAAAGCUGGUCACACAGCGGACUCUCCUUUCGGCCACACCUGGGAGGCCUUCUGGCAGCACUCCCUUGGGUCCCUUAGCCAGAGUCCCAGCCACCACAGCAGUGGCCCAAGGUUUUGAACGGGGCAGCGUGAACUCAGAGCCUGAGGAAGAAGAAGGAGGUUUGGAGGAUGAGGAUGGGGAUGAUGAAGUUGCAGAGGUGGGUGAGAAAGAAACCCAGGCUGCUUCAAAAUAUUUUCAUGUGCAGCAAGCAGCUCGCCAGGAUCCCAGAGCGGCACCCAUGUCCAAUCUACUUCCAGCACCAGGGCUCCCACCACAUGGACAACAGCCUGAAGAAGACCAUACCAAAGAUGCUUCCAAGGCCCCUCCUUCUGUCUCCACAGCCGGGCAGCCGAACUGGAGUCUGGAUGAGCAGCUCAAGCAGAAUGGUGGUUUGGCCUGGAGUGAUGAUGCAGAUGGAGGCCGGGGAAGAGAGAUCUCUCGAGAUUUUGCCAAGCUGUAUGAACUGGACGGUGAUCCUGAAAGGAAAGAGUUCCUGGAUGACCUCUUCGUCUUUAUGCAGAAGAGGGGGACCCCCAUCAACCGAAUCCCCAUCAUGGCCAAGCAAAUCCUGGACCUGUACAUGCUGUAUAAGCUGGUGACCGAAAAGGGGGGCCUGGUGGAGAUCAUCAACAAGAAGAUCUGGAGGGAGAUCACCAAAGGCCUGAACCUGCCCACAUCCAUCACCAGCGCCGCCUUCACCCUCAGGACCCAGUACAUGAAGUAUCUCUAUGCCUAUGAGUGUGAGAAGAAAGCCUUGAGUUCCCCAGCUGAGCUCCAGGCAGCCAUUGAUGGCAACCGCAGGGAGGGCCGGCGGCCCAGCUACAGCUCCUCCCUCUUCGGCUACUCACCUGCUGCUGCCACGGCUGCUGCUGCUGCUGGGGCCCCUGCCCUCCUCUCCCCACCCAAGAUCCGCUUUCCCAUCCUUGGGCUUGGCUCCAGCAGUGGCACCAAUACCAGUAGCCCGCGGAUAUCCCCAGCAACCACUCUCAGGAAAGGUGAUGGCGCCCCAGUGACAACAGUGCCUGUGCCAAAUCGCCUGGCUGUGCCCGUGACCUUGGCAAGCCAGCAGGCUGGUCCUCGGACCGCCACACUGGAGCAGCUACGGGAGCGGCUGGAGUCAGGGGAGCCUGCUGAGAAGAAGGCGUCAAGGCUGUCCGAGGAGGAACAGCGCCUAGUGCAGCAGGCCUUCCAGCGCAACUUUUUCAGCAUGGCACGGCAGCUCCCCAUGAAAAUCAGGAUCAAUGGCAGGGGGUGGCCAGGCAGCAUCAGAGAGGACAGCAGGAGUGCUGUGCAAGGCUUGACCAGGCCCAAUGUCCCCCUGUCCCCAGCAGAAGACAGAGCAGAGGCCUCGGCUGCAGCGCUGAACCUGACCACAAGCAGCAUUGGGAGCAUUAACAUGUCAGUGGACAUCGAUGGCACCACCUACGCAGGUGUGCUGUUUGCCCAGAAGCCUGUGGUCCACCUCCUCGCGGGGUCUGCCCCCCAGAGCCUCGGCAGCAGCGCCAGCAGCAGCAGCAGCUCUCACUGCUCACCAAGUCCUACCUCAUCCCGGGGCACCCCCAGCGCAGAGCCCUCCACCAGCUGGUCCCUCUGAUGGGCAAGACCCAGCUUCCCACUUGCCACUCUCCUGCCGAGAGUAACAGAAAUUGAUGCACAGAAUUUACCUCAUCUCACGGAGCCCACGUCGACGAGCACCAUUUGGCCAGACAUGGAGAGUUUGGACGUGUCCGUCUGUCCAGGCUCCUUUCAGGUCCUGCUGUACUCUGGGGGCAGGGAGAGGCUAGAGGGGCAGGACAGGGCAGCGUUGUCCAAUCAGGGAUUGUCCUGGAGAACUGGGUGGGGGUCUGUGGGUGUCCAGCUUCCUCUAGGGUUCCCCAGCCACCUCCCAGCCCGGGGCACAGUGUAUCGACAAUCUGUCAGCCGACACAGGGCUGGAGGCCCUCCAUUUCCCUUCCCCUUUAAUUUAUUUCCCUGCCCCUCCUGCCAUGACUCCAGGGCCCCUCGUCUCUUCCCCUGUUUUUAAGUCCCAUGUGGGGCUGCUAGGAGCCGAGAGCAUGCCUUCAUGCACUUCUCUGCUGAGCAUGGGAUGGGGCCCUCUCAGCCCAUCUUGCCUACUGUUAGGUUCCUGGGGUUUGGGUCCCUCAAACUCAAGUCUUGAAUCAGUCCUCAGGGCCCCAGAUCCCCCUUUAAUGGUCCCAAGGAAGAGACCGUAAGAGCAGUUUGGGGCCAGGGCCCACGGGGCACCUGCUGACGGGAAGGCAGAGGCUCAGUGCUGCCCAGCCCUGGCACCUACUUAAUACGGGCCCUUCUCUGACCCCCAAAACCUCCUGUUCCCCAUUUGCCCUUGUUAGCCCGCUUUCCCAAGAAUAGCCCACUUCUCCCCUCCCCAGCCCCCUUCCAUUUCUCAUGGGGCCAUCUCGGCCUCACCAUCCCCACACGUGCCGAUGUCAGGUUCAUUGAAAUACCUCAGAUUUGUAAUUAUUGACGUUUGAGUCUUCAGGAAGUAUUUGCAUCUCUGAAAUCUUUUUUAUGUGUUUUGCUGACUUGUUUUUUUUUUAUUUUAAAAUUUUUAUUGUUGUAGCACCAAAGAAAUGAAAACAGAUCACCCCAAAGCCAAGCAAAUGAUUGGGUACUCCGGCCCCUCCAGCUCUUCUCUCAAGCCCAGUGAGGAGGCCAGGGGGAGGCAGGCAGGGAAGACGACUCAGGGAUCGUGGGGCGGGGAGGUGGAGUCGAGAGGCCUGCUCUCAGGCCGGUUGGGCCCUGGAACCGCACCAGUUCUGAAGACAGUCCAUUUUCUGCCACACCCCCACCCCUAGCUGACCAGGGAGGCAGCAGAACACCUCCCCGUCACUCAGCAUUCCCAGCUUAGGGCACCAGCAGGCUGGGGUCCUCGCUGGCCUUACUGGAGGUUGAGCCGCCCCAGCUAUGAGGAGAUGCCAAGAACUCCACUGCUCCUGGACCCCAGAGGCGGGGAGCAGGUGGCUCCUGUGCUGUCAAGAAAAGGUGGUUCUUGAGUGUGGCUCACCCCAGUCGAAGAAGCCCUGGAGUAUUGAGCGGAACACCACCGCUGUGACAUGGGGUGGAGACGGUGGGAGACACUGUGCGUGACGUGGGUGUGUGGCAGCACGGCUAGCAUUCAGUCCUGUGUAGGAGAGGAAAGGGAAUCAAAAGCUUGAGCACAAAUAGAUACCUCAGCCUGAGAAGCUGCAGCUCUGCUCACCCAUCUCCUCUCUCCCCCAGCCCUCCACACACACUCCAGCUCCCACACUCACUCACACACCCCAUCUCCGGGGGGCUGACCUCGUCUGGCCUCAGCCUGCAGGGUGAGGGCAGAGAAGGGUAUCUGGGAUCUGGUGCCAUUGAGGAGCCCAGUUAGCUGGCAUUGGGCCCACUUGAAGGUGUCUCAGACAUUUGGCCAGUGUGUCUUUCUCAGGGGUUUGGUCACGAAGGAUGGACUCUUCCCACCCAGAGGAUGCAGGGACAGUACGCUGUGUUUUUCCGAUCAUUGGAUCCUCUCCCUUUCCCCCAGCCGCUCACCUGGCUGCACCCUCAGAGCGAACCCUCACUGCCCUCAAAGACAGCAUCCGGGUCUCAGCCAGAGCCCGAUGGGGGGUGCCAGCAGGUGUCCCCAGAAGUGGGGCCUUGGCCCAAGCAGAGCUUUCCCUGAAGGUGCAGUCAGCCAGGGCAGCUGUGUUCCCUCCCUGCUCCCCAUCUUAUGUGUAUUUUAACCAGGAAAAGUGUGAUAGCACAUGGGUAGCCUAGGCAGUGAAUAAAUACCUCAGAUGUCCUCCUGCAACAAGUGUCUGUAUAUGUUGUGGUUAUUUUUAUCUUACAUGUUCUUGAAUGUUUAUAUUUCAAUAAACUUCUACCUCUUCGCACAA